GUGGAGAACGGAGUGGAGCGAGUGCCGGAACCGGAAGUGUAGUCAAACGCGGAGGUGGCGAGGCAAGAUGGCAACCAAGAGGAAACGGCGUGGGAACUUGCUGGUUCGGGCGAAGAAGCCAAAAAGAAACGAAAAAGAUGCCGGGCCUCCAGUUACAUCAUCGGCUGUGGCAGAAGAGAUGGAGGAAGCAGAGAGAGAUCGUAUCCCAGGCCCUGUUUGCAAGGGCAAGUGGAAAAAUAAGGAACGGAUUCUCAUCUUUUCUUCCAGAGGAAUAAAUUUCAGAACAAGACAUUUAAUGCAGGACCUGAGAACCUUGAUGCCUCAUUCUAAAGCAGAUACUAAAAUGGAUCGUAAAGAUAAAUUAUUUGUGAUUAAUGAGGUCUGUGAAAUGAAAAACUGCAAUAAAUGCAUCUAUUUUGAAGCUAAGAAAAAACAAGAUCUUUAUAUGUGGCUUUCAAAUUCACCUCAUGGGCCCUCUGCCAAAUUCCUUGUUCAAAAUAUUCAUACCCUAGCUGAACUAAAGAUGACUGGAAACUGUUUAAAAGGUUCUCGGCCACUGUUGUCCUUUGAUCCUGCUUUUGAUGAAUUGUCACAUUAUGCUUUGUUAAAAGAACUCUUAAUUCAGAUAUUUAGUACCCCACGGUAUCAUCCCAAAAGCCAGCCAUUUGUGGACCAUGUAUUUACUUUUACCAUUUUGGAUAAUAGGAUAUGGUUUCGGAACUUCCAGAUCAUAGAUGAAGAUGCUCAACUUGUAGAAAUAGGACCUCGUUUUGUCUUAAAUCUGAUAAAGAUUUUUCAGGGAAGUUUUGGAGGACCAACUUUAUAUGAAAAUCCUCACUACCAGUCACCAAACAUGCAUCGGCGGAUCAUAAGAUCCAUCACAGCUGCAAAAUACAAAGAGAAACAGCAAGUAAAAGAUGUGCAGAGACUGAGAAAGAAAGAGCCAAAGACUGUUCUUCCACAUGAUCCAACUGAAGAUGUUUUUGUUAUACCAGCUAAGGAAAAACCAGUAGAAAUACAGUGGGUCAAACCAGAGCCAAAAGUUGAUUUGAAAGCAAGGAAAAAAAGGAUUUACAAAAGGCAAAGAAAACUGAAACAGAAGAUGAACAGUGGAAGUGCAAAAUGAAUAAGUGGAUAGUUGUUUUCCAAUUAAUGUAUAUUUAUUUCCUAUUCAGUGUAUAAAUACAUCUACUAUCCUGGACUACCUUAUGUCUAACUUGUGUACCAUUUACAAGAAAAAGUAUCUUAGAAUCAGUGGUGUUUAUCUUUUUCUAAAUAAAGCACUGUAUCACCAAAACUCA
Chinchilla lanigera (long-tailed chinchilla) is the source of this 1301-nucleotide messenger RNA. It is a transcript of the gene Brix1, whose product is annotated as BRX1, biogenesis of ribosomes. The transcript is spliced from 10 exons. Gene Ontology annotation, biological process: rRNA processing; ribosomal large subunit assembly. The coding region runs from base 68 to 1126 and encodes 352 amino acids. Gene Ontology annotation, molecular function: rRNA binding. The record is from RefSeq and is a predicted model, not a curated record. NCBI's taxonomy places the organism in Eukaryota, Metazoa, Chordata, Mammalia, Rodentia, Chinchillidae. Gene Ontology annotation, cellular component: nucleolus.